GGCUGACGGAUAGCUUCUUUCCUUUACCAAGAUGGCGGCAAGCCUUUCGUAUUCGGCGUAGGAGUGUUGCGAGCCCAUGUGAGAAGCUGGCAGGCUGAAAAACAGGCAGUUCACAGGACGGACUUUCUGGCUACUGACCAUUUAGCUGUGGCAUACCCGGAUUGUGUGUGGGUGGGAAAUCAACCAUGAGCUCCGUGGCAGUUUUGACCCAGGAAAGUUUUGCUGAACAUCGCAGUGGCCUUGCUCAGCAGCAAGUAAAAGUUACAGCUUUAAAUGCUGAAGAAGAGAAUGAUCCUCCAACAUACAAAGAUGCCUUCCCCCCUCUCCCUGAGAAAGCAUGUUUGGAGCCAGCCCAGGAACCUGCUGGUGCCUGGAGUAAAAUCCGACCAAUCAAGGCUUCUGUUAUCACUCAGGUAUUCCAUGUGCCCCUAGAGGAGAGGAAGUACAAGGAUAUGAACCAAUUUGGGGAAGGGGAGCAAGCCAAAAUCUGCUUAGACAUCAUGCAGAAGACAGGGGCUCACCUGGAGCUAUCUCUUGCAAAAGAUCAGGGACUAUCAAUAAUGGUCUCUGGCAAGCUUGAAGCAGUGAUGAAAGCUCGGAAGGAGAUUGUAGCUCGGCUUCAGACCCAGGCUUCAGCAACAGUUGCUAUUCCCAAAGAGCAUCAUCGCUUUGUCAUCGGAAAAAAUGGAGAGAAGUUACAGGACCUUGAGCUCAAAACUGCCACAAAAAUCCAGAUCCCCCGCCCGGAUGACCCCAGCAACCAGAUCAAGAUCACUGGCACCAAGGAAGGAAUUGAGAAAGCUCGACAUGAGAUCCUUUUGAUUUCUGCUGAGCAGGAUAAGCGUGCAGUAGAGAGGCUUGAGGUGGAGAAAGUAUACCAUCCUUUUAUUGCUGGUCCUUUCAACAAGCUGGUGAGUGAGAUCAUGCAGGAGACUGGGACACGCAUAAAUAUCCCACCACCCAGCAUCAACAGAACUGAGAUAGUCUUCACUGGAGAGAAGGAGCAGCUGGCCCAAGCAGUGGCACGUGUUAAGAAGAUCUAUGAGGAGAAGAAAAAGAAGACUACCACCAUUGCUGUGGAGGUGAAGAAGUCCCAGCACAAGUAUGUCAUCGGCCCCAAAGGCAACUCCCUGCAGGAGAUCUUGGAGAAAACUGGAGUCUCGGUUGAGAUCCCCCCCACUGACAGCAGCUCAGAGACUGUGAUACUGCGUGGCGAACCUGAAAAGCUUGGACAGGCAUUGACUGAAGUCUAUGCCAAGGCCAAUAGUUUCACAGUCUCCUCGGUCUCAGCCCCCUCUUGGCUUCAUCGUUUCAUCAUUGGCAAGAAGGGGCAAAACUUGGCCAAAAUCACACAACAAAUGCCAAAGGUUCAUAUAGAAUUCACUGAAGGGGAAGAUAAAAUCACUCUGGAAGGACCCACAGAAGAUGUGAAUGUGGCUCAAGAUCAGAUUGAGAGCAUGGUCAAAGAUCUGAUUAAUCGGAUGGAUUAUGCAGAAAUCAAUAUAGAUCACAAAUUCCACAGACAUCUUAUUGGAAAGAAUGGAGCCAAUAUCAACAGAAUUAAGGAUCAGUAUAAAGUAUCUGUGCGGAUCCCUCCAGACAAUGAGAAAAGUAACCUCAUCAGGAUUGAAGGAGACCCUCAGGGAGUUCAAGAGGCCAAGAGAGAGCUGUUGGAUCUUGCAUCACGUAUGGAAAAUGAACGCACAAAGGACUUGAUCAUUGACCAGAAAUUUCAUAGAACUAUCAUUGGACAGAAGGGUGAACGGAUUCGGGAUACCCGGGAUAAAUUUCCAGAGGUUAUUAUCAACUUUCCAGAUCCAUCGCACAAGAGUGAUAUUGUCCAACUUAGAGGACCCAAGAAUGAGGUGGAAAAAUGCACAAAGUACAUGCAGAAAAUGGUGGCAGAUUUGGUUGAGAAUAGCUAUUCUAUUUCUGUUCCCAUCUUCAAACAAUUCCACAAGAACAUCAUUGGCAAAGGAGGUGCAAAUAUUAAAAAGAUCCGUGAAGAAUGCAACACUAAGAUAGAUCUACCAGCAGAGAACAGUAAUUCAGAAACAAUUGUCAUCACAGGAAAACGAGCCAACUGCGAAGCUGCUCGCCAUAGGAUUCUCUCCAUCCAGAAAGAAUUGGCUAAUAUCACAGAGGUGGAGGUCUCCAUCCCUUCCAAGCUGCACAACUCACUCAUUGGCGCCAAAGGUCGUUUCAUCCGCUCCAUCAUGGAAGAAUGCGGUGGAGUUCACAUUCACUUCCCCACCGAAGGCUCAGGUAGUGAUACAGUCACCAUCAGGGGCCCUGCUCAGGAUGUUGAAAAGGCAAAGAAACAACUCUUGCAAUUGGCAGAAGAAAAGCAAACCAAGAGUUAUACUGUGGACUUGCGUGCCAAACCAGAAUAUCAUAAAUUCCUGAUUGGCAAAGGUGGUGGCAAUAUUCGCAAGGUGCGGGAUAAUACUGGUGCUCGGAUUAUCUUUCCUACUUCGGAGGACAAAGAUCAGGAACUGAUUACUAUCAUGGGGACAGAAGAUGCUGUCAAGGAGGCCCAGAAAGAGCUGGAGGUGCUCAUUAAGAACCUGGAUAAUGUAGUUGAAGAUUCCAUGACUGUGGAUCCAAAGCAUCACCGGUACUUUGUCAUCCGGAAAGGGCAGGUACUGCGGAUCAUUGCAGAGGAGUAUGGGGGUGUAAUGGUCAGUUUUCCACGGCCUGGUACACAGAGUGACAAGGUCACUCUUAAAGGAGCAAAAGAUUGUGUGGAAGCAGCAAAAAAACGCAUCCUUGAAAUCAUUGAUGAUUUGGAAGCCCAGGUGACAAUAGAAUGCACUAUUGCUCAGAAGUACCAUCGUUCUAUUAUGGGCCCUAAAGGUUCUAGGAUCCAACAGAUUACUCGUGACCAUGGUGUUCAGAUCAAAUUUCCAGACCGAGAGGAAAGUACAGCUUCCAUUGCAGAUGUGGUGGCACAUGAGAAUGACAAAGAGAAUAAUGAAGGGAAAGAGUACAAAGAAAUAGAUCCUGCCUCCCCAAAGAAAUGUGAUACUAUCAUAAUCUCUGGUCGUCGAGAGAAAUGUGAGGCAGCAAAAGAGGCCCUCCAGGCUUUGGUCCCAGUUACAAUUGAAGUAGAAGUUCCCUUUGACCUUCAUCGUUUUAUCAUUGGUCAGAAGGGUGUUGGAAUCCGGAAAAUGAUGGAUGAGUUUGAGGUAAACAUCCAAGUUCCUGCCCCAGAGCUUCAAUCUGAUAUCAUCUCUAUAAGCGGGCUUGCUGCUAAUCUUGAUCGUGCCAAGGCCAGACUUUUAGAGAGAGUGAAGGAACUACAAGCUGAGCAAGAAGAUAGGGUAUGUGUUGGACAAUAAUUAUAGUGCUUUUGC
Molecule: messenger RNA, 3356 nt
Organism: Python bivittatus (Burmese python)
Lineage: Eukaryota; Metazoa; Chordata; Lepidosauria; Squamata; Pythonidae
Source: RefSeq, a predicted model, not a curated record